Messenger RNA from Eublepharis macularius, 3732 nucleotides. It is a transcript of the gene MCM10, whose product is annotated as minichromosome maintenance 10 replication initiation factor. NCBI's taxonomy places the organism in Eukaryota, Metazoa, Chordata, Lepidosauria, Squamata, Eublepharidae. Gene Ontology annotation, biological process: DNA replication initiation; DNA replication. Gene Ontology annotation, molecular function: single-stranded DNA binding; DNA replication origin binding. Gene Ontology annotation, cellular component: replication fork protection complex; nucleus. The transcript is spliced from 19 exons. The record is from RefSeq and is a predicted model, not a curated record. Bases 110 to 2566 code for a protein of 818 amino acids.
GGCGCACCGUGCAUCUGAGGAAGAGCGCUGUGGUUCUCGAAAGCUUACGCGGCGAUAAAGUUGCAAACAUUUUUUGCUGCUGUUAAGUCUGUGUUGAUGUUGUGAAAAUAUGGAUGGGGAUGAUAAUUUAGACUUGCUGGCUUCCCUCUUAGAAGAGAAUGAGGCAGCGGCUGAGGAAGAUCCUGCAGAGAAUGCUGUUGGCAAGGCUGAAGCACGAGACCCCGACGAAUAUGAUGAACUCUUUGAUGCUGAAGAUGACACUUCCUACACAGAGGAGGUGGAGCCUGGGGAGGAAGAAUCCAGUGACCGCAAAAAUGAUGUGUUAGAGUUGUUUGGAGAUUUAGGUGACCUCUUGGAAGAGAAGGAGAAGGCAUCGGUACCAGAAGUGCCUCAGUCUCGACCAAAAGGGAAGACCAAUGAAGAGUUGCAAGAUGAGUUGAGGCAGUUGAGGGAGCAGAUGAAGAAAUUACAGGAUCAGUUGCAAACAACAACAAUAGGUCAGCUGGCAAACAUUGCUCCUGCCAAGAAAACGGCUGAGAAUCAAAACCACGCUCCGAGGCCCAUGUCGAGAUCUUUGUCUCAGCCUCUGAAGGCUGUCACCAGGAAGAAGUCUGAUGUGGGCACCAGCCAGAGACCUCGUACUCCUCAGAGUUCCAGUGUAAUUAAUCCAGAAGUCACCAUGGAAAUCUUUUCUGGGCUGAGGUUAAGAAACCCCCGUGUAUCUUCGGCUGAGAUGGAGAGAAAGAUGGCCGGCCGGAAAUUUAUUAGACUUUCUCAGUUAAAAGAAAAGCUUUCAUCGGGAAAUCUUGAGGAAAUGGACUGGGUGACUUUUGGCGUGAUCAUAAAGAAAGUCACUCCCCAGAGCUCCAGUAAUGGUAAAACUUUCAGCAUUUGGUACUUGAAUGAUCUGCGUGACUUCAGCAAAUGUGUCUCCUUGUUCCUCUUCGGUGAGGUUCACAAGAAUCACUGGAAAACAGACCAAGGCAUGGCAAUUGGGCUGCUCAAUGCUAAUCCCAUGAAGUCAAAGGAAGGGUCUGAUGAGGUGUGUGUGUCUGUCGAUCAUCCCCAAAAGAUCUUACUUCUGGGGGAGUCUGUGGACUUGGGAACCUGCAAGGGUAGGAAAAAAAAUGGAGAGCCUUGUAUGCAGAGGGUUAAUCUGAACGACUGUGAGUAUUGCCAGUAUCACGUCCAAUCCCAGUACCGACGACUCAGUUCAAAGCGGGCAGAUCUGCAGUCUACCUUCUCAGUCACUCGGGCUCCAAAAAGGAAUGCGAAGAAGGCUUCUGGCUUGAAAGAGAGACUUUGUCAAGACGGAUUUUACUAUGGAGGCGUUUCCUCCGCAGCCUAUGCAGCCUCGGUCACAGCUGCUGCCAUUCCUAAGAAGAAGAUCCAAACCACUCUGUCCAAUUUGGUUGUGAAAGGAGUUGAUGCAAUUCUGCAGGACACAAAGCAAAAACUGGGUUUGCCAAAACAGCCUUUGCCGUGUUCAGGGGAAUUCAAGGAACUGUUGGCCAUGCCAUCCCUUGGGGCACGAAACCUCAAUCAGCACUUAGCCAAAGCCAGUGCACCAGCAUCGUUGACUGAGAAGCAAAGCCCAGCUUUCCAAUCUAUCUCUGCCUCAGCCCUGCUGAAACAACAGAAGCGACAAAUGCUGGAAGCUAGGAAAAGGAAGUCUGAAGAGCUGCAGAGGAGGUUUUUGCAAGUGACAAGUAACACGAAUGCCCCGUCCCUGCCCUCGUCCUCAGGGCCACCUGUGCUGCUGUCUCCAACGCCAGGGGCCGAAUUCCCCAAGGCUGCAAAACUGUCCAGUCCUCAGACACCUAGACUUGGUGCAGGCUUCUCUGAAGGAGACGAUGUUAUCUUGCUUGACAACUUAAUUUCUCCAGCACCAAAACCAGAUGGCUUGGCAGAAGCUAAAAAGGUAGCAGCUAUAAACAAACUGCGUGCAAAGGGCCGGAUCCUCUCCAAAAUUGAUCCAAAUGGCAUAAAACGGAAGCGAUCUGAUCUUGACAUUCUAGAGAUUGCUGAGAGAAUUCAGAAAAAUGUCCCUGCGUUAAAAGAUACUGAUGGGGUAGAACCUGUUCAAAAGAAACGUCGUGAGCAGCUUGCGUAUCUAGAGUCUGAAGAAUUUCAAGAGCUCUUGCAUGCUAGAUCUAAACACACGGGUGUCCUUAAGGAGUUUGAAGUGGAGCUGCAGGAACGCUACUUUGAACCCUUGGUGAAAAAGGAACAAAUGGAAGAGAAGAUGAGGAGCACUAGAGAAGUGAAAUGCCGUGUUGCGACCUGCAAGACAUGCAAGUAUACCUAUUUCAAACUCCUAGAUUCCUGUGUGGAGCAAAAACAUGACUAUCACUGGCAUGAUGGCCUUAAGCGGUUUUUCAGAUGUCCAUGUGGGAACCGAGCCAUCUCUCUCGACAAGCUACCUAAAAAACACUGCAGUAAUUGUGGUGUCUUUAAAUGGGAACGUGAUGGAAUGCUCAAGGAGAAGAAAGGUCCCAAAAUUGGUGGAGAAACCCUUCUGCCAAGAGGAGAAGAACAUCUCAAGUUUCUCAGCAGCAUGAAGUAACUGAAAAAUCCCUGAAAACCAGAAGAUGAAUGUAUCUCUUGUUUGCGGCAAGACCCCCAUGGUUCUAAGUAUCGGAACGAAGGCACAAGUCUCCUCCUAAAGACGUUGCCGGGGCAGCUUGUGGUGGGCCAUGGGGGAGCCUACAAGCUCCACAUGGACCCCUUCAGGUUGGCGACCCAGUCCUUGUUCCCCCGUGAUAUCUGCUCCUCUGCUUUCACUUCUCCUGGGUGAUUAAAAUUAAACCUCCAUUUGGUUUAGGACAAGGUACUUAGUUACUCGGCCUGUAAACUGAAUGCUUUCUGAGUGAUUGGAGAGUUAGUCAGUCUCAGGUUCUGCAGAUGUCACCUUUGCCCAGUGAGUAUGCAUCAGGUUUAACUUCAGGCAUUUCAGUUGCGAUUUUUUUACGAAGAAGAGCCGGCUGCGGUGAUAUCCAGGCAAUAAGGGAGAAGAAGCAACUGCCUGCCAUUCUUUUCUUCUGGGGUGAGUAGCAGGGUGGGGCUCUUCUGCCCCUGCUUGGUAAGGUGUUUGUCCAGACACCUUCCUAACCUAGACUAACCCUUUCUCUCAAAGAAGGGGGGAAACAGUCUUGGUGCCUUUUCUCUAGGUGACACUUUUAAAAUUCUUAAGAUUGCGCCACUCCUGGGUAUUUUUAUCAGCCGUGGAGAGGUUACAGGCUGUUUCAGAAAAUAAAUUGUUCUUCUAAAUCAUGAUGGUCUGUGGAAAGAAGCAGUGGGAUGCCCUCAAAAUUAGGGCAGUUAUGUGAAGUAUAGAGACAAUUUCAUAAAAUGUUGUUGGUAAUCUUCAAAGUCUUUAAUUGGUGAACAUCCUGUAUGCCUGUAGAAGUAUAAUUUGGAUUGGUGGCUUGAACUGUGCAUUUUGUAAAAUUCUUGACCAAAUGCUUUGCAGCUGUUUCCACCACAUAAUUUUUUAAAUUUCAGCUCUGCCUGCUCGUAUUGUCUUUUUCUUGUCAGUAACAUCAGGGUAUCCUACUUGAUUUGCAGUUAUUGGAAUAUAUCAACAAUUGUAGAUACAAAACUGCAAUACUGGGAUUAAAUUUUUAGUGCCCAGCUUGGCAUCUACGGAUAUUCUUUGUAGUAAAUGAUGAGGCUUUAAAGCAAUAAUCAUGUAUUGUUACAAUAAAGAGUGCCCGCUGGUCUCAUUUAUAA